Molecule: messenger RNA, 1323 nt
Organism: Acanthocheilonema viteae
Lineage: Eukaryota; Metazoa; Nematoda; Chromadorea; Rhabditida; Onchocercidae
Source: the annotation of a GenBank genome assembly
AUGUCAUAUAAUUGUAAGAUAAACGCUCAAAAUGAUAAUAUUAUUCCGAAUAAUUAUGCGGAAGUUCGAGUACUGUUAGAUCAGUAUUACGAGAUAACGGCGCGAAAAUAUGGAACAUUUCAUGACUAUGAUUCUAAAAAAGUAAGCAAAGAUUUGAAAGAUAUUCCCACCGAUGAUGGUACGGAAGGAAGCAUUAAUCGUAAGGAAGGUAUUGCGGGUGAUCUAUUCGAGAGUGACAUCUUAUUAACUUUACCGCAAGUUAAGGCUUUACUCAAUGAAGACAUUAAAGGCAGAAAUAACCGGCAAGCAAUUCGUGGAAUGCGAUAUAAUUGGGUGAAAACGCCAAUAUCAUAUCAUUUCGGCAGUUCUGAUGUUAAAUGGCGAAAUUUAAUUCGUACCGCUUUACAUCAUAUCGAAAUGGAAACAUGUGUUCGCUUCAAGGAGAACGGUGAUAACAAGAAUUACAUAUAUUUCACACGAGCAUCAGGAUGUUGGAGUAAUGUUGGUAAAAUUGGAGGUCGACAACUGAUAUCCAUUGGAUUUGGAUGUGAAGCGAUGGGUAUAGUAGCACAUGAAGUACUACAUGCUUUGGGUCUUUGGCAUGAACAAUCACGUAGCGAUCGUGACAAUAAUAUUUGGAUCAAUCAUAUUAAUAUUUAUCCGGGUACUCAAGGAAAUUUUGAAAAACGAACAACACUAAAUACUGAUAACAUGGGAUUGUCUUAUGAUUAUGGUUCCCUGAUGCAUUAUGCUUCCAAGGCAUUCACAAUCAAUUAUGACAGAUAUACGAUUGAGACCCGUGAUCGGCGCUAUCAACAAACAAUCGGACAACGAGAAGCACUUUCAUUCAAAGACGCAAAAAUGAUUAAUUUACGAUAUUGCAAUGACACCUGUAAAUAUCAAAUGAAUUGCUAUAAUGGUGGAUAUACAAAUCCAAAUAACUGUUAUAAAUGCAAAUGCCCGAGUGGAUUAGGAACACCGAAAUGUGGCGGUGAAUUGUGGGCCAAUGAUGAUUAUCAAACGAUCACAAGCACUAACCUAUAUGGUAACAUUCAUUGCGUCUGGAGAAUUAGAUCGAAAGCACGAGUGCUCGUAUACGUUGAUGAAUUACAAUUGCCUUGCAAAGAAACAUGCACAAGCUAUUUGGAAUUGAAAUUCAAAGAAGAUAUGAUUCCAACUGGAUCACGACAUUGUUGUGGGCCACCAAAUGUCUGGAUAGCAAGUGAAAAGGAUGCCAUCAUUAUCAUCUAUUCCGUAAAUAUCCUCAUCAAUGGCUCCGACACGCAGGGAUUUAAGUUGCGCUAUAAGCUAUGCAAGUUUUAA